This is a messenger RNA of Arabis nemorensis, 282 nucleotides long. Lineage: Eukaryota; Viridiplantae; Streptophyta; Magnoliopsida; Brassicales; Brassicaceae. The record is from the annotation of a GenBank genome assembly.
AUGUGGAAGCUCAUUCAAACACUUGGGAUAGGAAACUUGAGUGGUGAACAAAGAAGGCUUGCUCUGUAUUCAGCUCUGUUUCUUCCGUUUAGGAAUACCGUUUACAAGGACAAAAAUGAAAAAUCGAUUCCUGUUGUAAAUUACAUCUUUAAAGUCUCCAUGAAGCAGAGGAGUAGAGACGCGGAAACAGUUAUCAAUAUACACUGUGCCGCGGAGAGAUUCGUUUCGUUGAUUCUUCCUCUUCAGUUGAAUAAUCGAGUACAACAUGACAAACUUGAAUGA